CUCACUCCUCAAGUAUGAAGAUACCGCCCAAGGGGAAGACUCCCCUCUCCCUCGCCAUCAUCAUCAUCGCCGUCAUUGCCUUGAUGAGUGCAACUUUCACUGAGGACCUUCGUGUGCUCACCGGCACAUCCACCUUUAAAGCCAAAGCCGCCGCCGCCGCCUCCUCCUCCUCCUCUACCUCCACCUCCACCUCCACCUCCGUAGAGAGAGAUGUUAGUUCACGCGAAACUAGCGAAGCUGUGGUGGAUGAGGAAGACAAAAUUGAGUUCAAACGAAAGAAGUGCAGCACCACCAAAGGAAAAUGGGUGUUCAAUAGCUCCAAGGAGAUGCCCUACACCGACGAAAGUUGCCCUUAUUUAGACAAACAACUAGUGUGCCAGAGGAACGGGAGACCGGAUGACAAGUACUUGUAUUGGGAGUGGGAGUUGGACGAUUGCACAUUGCCAAGAUUUAAUGUUGAAAAUGUGCUACAAAAGUUGAGAGGGAAAAGGUUGAUGUUCGUCGGAGACUCGCUUCAAAGAGCUCAAUGGCAAUCAUUUGUGUGCUUGAUACAAGCUCACAUACCUCCCAAACGGAAGCUCAUCAAGAGGAAUGAAGCCAAUUGUUGGUUCAAAGCAAAGGAUUACAACGCGACGAUCGAGUUCUAUUGGACACCAUUUAUCGUCGAAUCCAACACCGACAAAUACAUCGUUCCCGACCCUAACAAAAGAAUUCUACGAGUGGACUCCAUUUCCGCCCAUGCUCAAAGUUGGGUAGGGGUGGACAUUCUCGUCUUCAGUACCUACACAUGGUGGAUGAGUGUCGAAAGCAUAAAAUGCUCGUGGCAUUCAUUCGUCAACGGAGAGGAAGGUUACGAUGAACUAGAUCGUAGGAUUGCCUAUAGACUUGGUAUCAAGACAUGGGCUAAUUGGAUUGAUUCCUUCAUCAAUCCUAACACCACAAGAGUCUUCUUUGCCACAAUGUCGCCGUCUCACACGAGGAGCUUGGAUUGGGGUAGAGAGGAUGGAAUCCAAUGCUACAACGAGACGAUGCCCGUGGCACGAAGAGGCUUUUCGGGAAGUGGCACCGACAUGGAAAUGAUGCAAGCGGUAACCGAUGUGGUAGAGAGGAUGAAGGUGCCGGUGACGGUCCUCAACGUAACACAACUUACGAAUCACCGGAUCGACGCGCAUGUCUCAGUGUACACUCAAUUGGACGGCAAAGUUUUAUCGGAUGAGCAAAAGAAGAAUCCACAUCGAUACGCCGAUUGCAUCCAUUGGUGUUUACCUGGAGUCCCUGACAUUUGGAACCAACUCUUGUAUGCCUAUCUAUGAAGCAUUUCCUUUCUUCCUGAUUUGUUUUUAAAAUAUAUGUUUUUAAUCAUUUUGCUUGGAUGGAAAUUGAAUUUUAAUCUCUUUAA
Zingiber officinale is the source of this 1399-nucleotide messenger RNA. Its product is annotated as protein trichome birefringence-like 3. The record is from RefSeq and is a predicted model, not a curated record. NCBI's taxonomy places the organism in Eukaryota, Viridiplantae, Streptophyta, Magnoliopsida, Zingiberales, Zingiberaceae. Gene Ontology annotation, molecular function: O-acetyltransferase activity. The transcript is spliced from 5 exons. Gene Ontology annotation, cellular component: Golgi apparatus. The coding region runs from base 15 to 1313 and encodes 432 amino acids.